AUGAGCCUCCUCCUCGCCUUCUACCUGCUCGGGUUGCUCAUCAGUCGCGGGCAAGCUCUUCUUCAAGUGACAAUUUCACUUAGCAAAGUAGAGCUUAGUGUGGGUGAAUCUAAAUUCUUCACAUGUACAGCAAUUGGUGAGCCUGAGAGUAUAGACUGGUAUAAUCCUCAAGGAGAAAAGAUAAUUUCUACACAGAGGGUAAUGGUACAAAAGGAGGGUGUCAGGUCACGAUUAACCAUCUACAAUGCAAAUAUAGAAGAUGCAGGGAUAUAUCGUUGUCAAGCAACAGAUGCCAAAGGACAGACACAAGAAGCUACAGUGGUUUUGGAAAUUUACCAAAAGCUCACUUUCAGAGAAGUGGUAUCGCCUCAAGAAUUCAAGCAGGGAGAGGAUGCAGAAGUGGUUUGCCGAGUUAGCAGCUCACCUGCACCUGUCGUCAGCUGGUUGUAUCAUAAUGAGGAAGUCACCGCUAUUUCCGACAAUCGGUUCGCUCUGUUAGCCAACAAUAAUCUGCAGAUUCUCAGCAUCAAUAAAAGUGAUGAAGGCAUAUAUAGAUGUGAAGGAAGAGUGGAGGCGAGGGGUGAAAUCGACUUCCGUGAUAUCAUCGUGAUUGUCAAUGUGCCACCAGCCAUCACGAUGCCUCAGAAAGCCUUCAAUGCCACAGCAGAGAGAGGAGAGGAGAUGACAUUAUCCUGCAGGGCCUCUGGCUCUCCGGAGCCCACCAUCUCUUGGUACAGAAAUGGCAAGUUCAUUGAAGAAAGUGAAAAGUAUAUACUGAAAGGAAGCAAUACAGAACUCACUAUCAGAAACAUAAUCAAUAGUGAUGGAGGCCUUUAUGUCUGUAGGGCCACAAAUAAGGCAGGAGAAGAUGAAAAACAGGCAUUCCUACAAGUCUUUGUACAGCCUCACAUAAUACAGCUGAAAAAUGAAACUACGUAUGAGAAUGGCCAAGUCACCCUCAUCUGCGAAGCCGAAGGGGAGCCUGUUCCAGAGAUCACUUGGAAAAGAGCCCUGGAUGGAAUCACCUUCUCCGAAGGCGAUAAGAGCCCAGACGGCCGUCUGGAAGUCAAAGGGCAGCACGGAAGCUCAUCCCUGCAGAUUAAAGAUGUGAAGUUGUCCGAUUCAGGAAGAUACGACUGUGAAGCUGCGAGUAGAAUCGGCGGGCACCAAAAGAGCAUGUACCUUGAUAUUGAAUAUGCUCCCAAGUUCAUAUCAAACCAAACAAUUUAUUACUCUUGGGAAGGAAAUCCGAUCAAUAUAAGCUGUGAUGUGAAAUCUAAUCCACCAGCAUCAGUACACUGGAGAAGAGAGAAAUUAGUCUUGCCAGCUAAAAACACUACUAAUUUAAAGACAUAUAGUACAGGAAGAAAGAUGAUAUUAGAGAUUGCACCUACAUCUGACAAUGACUUUGGACGCUAUAAUUGCACAGCCACUAAUCAUAUAGGAACAAGAUUUCAAGAAUAUAUUCUUGCUUUGGCUGAUGUACCAUCCAGUCCCUAUGGGGUGAAGAUUAUAGAGCUGUCACAGACCACAGCCAAAAUUUCUUUCAACAAGCCGGAUUCCCAUGGAGGUGUGCCUAUCCAUCACUAUCAAGUGGAUGUCAAAGAAGUGACAUCAGAAACCUGGAAAAUAGUACGCUCCCAUGGAGUUCAAACAAUGGUUGUUUUGAGCAACCUGGAACCAAAUACAACUUAUGAAAUCAGGGUUGCAGCUGUGAAUGGCAAAGGGCAAGGAGACUACAGUAAAAUAGAAAUCUUCCAAACAUUACCAGUUCGUGAGCCGAGUCCUCCAUCCAUACAUGGGCAGCCAAGCAGCGGGAAGAGUUUCAAACUCAGUAUCACCAAACAGGAUGAUGGAGGGGCCCCUAUUCUGGAAUACAUUGUGAAGUAUAGAAGUAAAGAUAAAGAAGACCAGUGGCUAGAGAAAAAAGUGCAGGGAAACAAAGACCAUAUUAUUUUGGAGCAUCUACAGUGGACAAUGGGGUAUGAGGUUCAAAUUACAGCUGCCAACAGAUUGGGAUAUUCUGAACCAACAGUCUAUGAGUUCAGCAUGCCGCCAAAGCCCAACAUUAUUAAAGACACACUUUUUAAUGGCCUUGGGCUCGGAGCAGUCAUUGGCCUGGGAGUUGCCGCACUCUUGCUAAUCCUUGUGGUAACCGAUGUCAGCUGCUUCUUUAUUCGGCAAUGUGGGUUAUUAAUGUGCAUCACCAGGAGAAUGUGUGGGAAGAAAAGUGGCUCCAGUGGCAAGAGUAAAGAACUGGAAGAAGGAAAAGCUGCCUAUCUGAAAGAUGGAUCAAAAGAGCCAAUAGUGGAGAUGAGAACAGAGGAUGAAAGAAUUACCAAUCAUGAAGAUGGAAGCCCAGUAAAUGAGCCAAAUGAAACCACACCACUAACAGAACCUGAAAAAUUGCCUUUAAAAGAAGAGAAUGGGAAAGAAGUCCUAAAUCCAGAAACUAUAGAAAUUAAGGUUUCUAAUGACAUCCAAUCAAAAGAAGACGACAGCAAAGCAUAA
Messenger RNA from Pipistrellus nathusii (Nathusius's pipistrelle), 2511 nucleotides. Lineage: Eukaryota; Metazoa; Chordata; Mammalia; Chiroptera; Vespertilionidae. The record is from the annotation of a GenBank genome assembly.